Molecule: messenger RNA, 1446 nt
Organism: Naegleria lovaniensis
Lineage: Eukaryota; Heterolobosea; Eutetramitea; Acrasida; Naegleriidae
Exons: 2
Coding region: 1-1446 (481 amino acids)
Source: RefSeq, a predicted model, not a curated record
AUGUUUGAAAUAGCAAAAAAGUUGUAUGAUCUUUUGGCUGAUAAUGCGUAUUUGAUUGCUGGAGUGGGCACAGUAGGAUUUAUUUCAAUAAUUUAUUUCAAGCAGAGAGAGGCAUGGUUGGAAUCCGAGAUGGAUUCUAGACAAGAUUUAAUCAAUCCGAGUACAGUUUAUGGUUGUGCUGGACUUACGGAUGGUGAGAAUACUUGUAAUAACCAUGGAAAUUUACAAUACAGAUCAAGUAAACCAUGCAAUUAUGCGGUUUGGGUUGAUCGUCCUCGAGAGUAUGAACAAUUAUGUAAUUUUCUCAAGUCAUCUACCGCUCGGGUUGUGGUGUUAGUGGGAAUUCCACAGUCAGGACGAAGCAAAUUGGCCACAAAGGCAGUGUUAGAGGCAUAUCCUUACGAACUCACACACAUGGAUAUUAGAAAUUCCCCAUUUGAUGAUGUGCAUGGAUUGGAAGAACGAUUUUCGAACAAGACUUUUGAUGUGAAUGACGCCAUUUCGAGUAUAAUUCGUGGAUUGGCCAAGACAUUGAGAGGAGAAUUGGAUGCACUUGAAGAGGUCACCAACGACAAUCAUGGUGGCGAGCGGGAGGCAUCCGAGUCGUUAAAUCGAUUUAAAAGAGCACUUCGAAGAUUUAAAGAAAUUGUCAUUCCAGCCGACAAGCCACAUUUGUUUUUCGUGAAUCAUAUGGAAGCAUUUUCUUCGUUAACCAGAGACGUCGUUGGAUUGAGAGCACUGGAAUAUUUCCUAUUGUGGUUAAUUAAUUUGACUCGUGACCAUCGUAAUAUUAGAGUAUUAUUGACAUGUUCACCCUUAUUUUACUAUGAUUUCAUGAUGGAUAUUCCAUUCAGAGAUAAUUUACACAUCGUUGGUUUGGGAGAUUUACCAAAACAAGAGGCUAAGAGUGCCUAUGAAAAAUUCAUUGCCUCUUUUGCAUGUCAAUUUAAUUCGAACGAACACUCCAUUCCACCACCUCCUGAUUUUGAACAAGUUUAUAACAUUUUAGGUGGCCGACUUCAUGAUUUAAGCAAGUUUGUAGAGCUUUACUAUACCACGCAACAAAAAAUAGAAGAUUAUCCAGACUUGGGAGCUACCAUCUCUAAAUUCACACAAGUUCUGUAUCCAGAAUUGUAUGGAAAAUUAAUGAGAGCUCAAGUUUCAUCUUCUGUUUUAUGGGAAAAGGAACAUGUCAUUACUGCUUGGAAAAUGCUUCUCAAUGCUCCUAAUCAUGUAGUUCCAUACGUGGAAUUUAUUGAGCAAAUUCCCAUGAACAUUUUUUAUUCAAUGCUUCGAUUUGGACUUGUGCUGUUUCGACCUCAAUCGAGCGGAUAUUGUGAUUUUGAAAUUUGUAAAAAGAUGGACACUGUCACUUUCAGAAGGCCCUUGGACAGAAUUGCUGCAAAAACAGUGCUUGACAAAAUGAAUGAAAAUAGCCUCAAUUGA